UCUUACAAUGGCACCUUUUGCGUUAGCGCUUUUUACACUGGUUUCCAGUUUCACUGCUUCGUCAAUUGCAGGAAUUGCGUCGACGCAAGAACUUCAUAGGCAUUACUUUGGUGCUGGUGAUUUUGAUUUUGAUUUUUGGUACUGGGAUCUCACCUGGCUCGUGUGGGACAAGCAGUGCUCCAAAUAUAAUAUAAGCCGUCCAGUAGAUACUCGCAUUACAGGUGGCGAUUUGGCUGCGCCCAAUAUGUUCCCCUAUCAGGUGGGUCUUCUAUUGCUGCGCGCCCCAAAAAUUUAUCAAUGCGGUGGUACAUUGAUAUCGGUUAGUUAUGUGCUCACAGCGGCGCAUUGUUUAUAUAAGUCUACCCGUGGCAAAGUUUUUCUAGGUUCUACAGAUUUCGCCAAUCCGAUAACCUCUGCUGCUGUUUACAAUGUUAGUGAAGAUGAUUUUUUUGUUUACGAGAAAUACACAUUACGUGGUGGUCGUGAUGACAUCGGUCUUAUACGCCUACCCUCGCCGGCAAUGCUUUCCGCUGCUGUACAGACCAUACCACUAGCGCGCCGCUUUAUGACGCAGUCAUUGUUGGAGGGUGAAAUCGUCACCACAUCUGGCUGGGGCCUUACAGCAGACGCUGAUGGGGGAAAAAUGGUAUUCAAUUUGUUGUUGUAUUAUGUAGAUGCACCAGUGAUGGCGCUGAGAGAGUGUGCUUGCUAUUAUCUGCCCGGGUUGGUACGUAGCCGUAACCACAUUUGCGCGAGUGGCGCUGGUGGACGUGGCAGCUGUGAUGGUGACUCUGGCGGACCACUAACUUAUUAUUAUCGCAAUAAAACCUAUUUGGUUGGAUUGACCGCCUUUGGCAGCGCUGGGGGCUGUGAAAUUGGUUUUCCCUCUGUGUAUACGCGUAUCACUUCAUAUUUAGAUUGGAUUGCUGAGCGUACAGGAAUAAAAGUUGAUUAAAUAAGAGCAAUGAGUGAGAGAGAUUGCGAAUUGAGUUGAUGCUUAGCUCCAUUAUUUAUAGUUCUAUUAGUUUUUUUCUUUAUCACUGAUAGUUAAUUGUUCAUGCUUUGCAGUGUAUUCUCUUAAAGUAUAUCAAAAAUAUUGAGCAAUAAUGUUUUCCGCAAAGGAAAUUCAAUAAAAAUGUUCUAUUAAAGUUGUUUAGUUGUUUGCUGUGCGUAAAAGCAAUAUCACCUACCAAAUUUUCGUAAUAGCUACCCGCAAUGAGGCCCAAACAAUUAACGCCUAAUUGAACGCCAUUAAUUAUGUAGAAGAGCUGGAAGCACUACGCAUGAAGAAAAUAGCUUUGUAGGCAACAACAACAACAAGUGUCGAAAAACAAAGAUAUCAGCGGCAAUAACUGGUAUAAUAGAAGUGCUGCGCAGUAACAGCGUUUUCAUCAACAAUACCAAAGGGAGUCUAACGCAUGGGCUAACCGCAAUACAAAUACUUGAACAAACCAAUUAAGUAAAUGGGCACGCAAAUACAUAAGCAACCGAUUUCAGUGUUCAUGAUACUGUUAUUUUCUGUAUUUUUUCCUCUACUGCGUAAAAGCUGCAGCGUUAAUUUUGUCGUUUUAUUGGUUCUUCUUGGCUAUUUUCGAAUCAACUAAAAUGACAGUGCGUAUGAGUAACCAA
Messenger RNA from Anastrepha ludens (Mexican fruit fly), 1629 nucleotides. Its product is annotated as brachyurin. The coding region runs from base 8 to 955 and encodes 315 amino acids. The record is from RefSeq and is a predicted model, not a curated record. The transcript is spliced from 2 exons. Gene Ontology annotation, molecular function: serine-type endopeptidase activity. Gene Ontology annotation, biological process: proteolysis. Lineage: Eukaryota; Metazoa; Arthropoda; Insecta; Diptera; Tephritidae.